AAUCUUCCAAAAUUAGACGUCGAUGCCCUGCACAAGUUCUCCAAAAGUGUGAUAGUCAAAGUUGACCAAAGUGCUUUCUUUAAAAUGCCAUUCCUAUCACAAGAUUCACUGGAGAUCAACUGGUUUAGAGACAGCUCUGAGCUUUUUGAUGGUGGCAGCAUAAAAACAGUAAAAGAUCUUAACCAUAGCCGUCUUCAGAUAAAAGACUGUCUGCGAUCUGACUCGGGGGAAAUUAAGAUCCAAUUAAAAAAACCUUUUGGUACAGCCGAGGCCUUUUCAAGGCUUAUUGUGCUUGACAAACCGCGACCACCACAAGUGAUAGACAGCUCAUUGUCUGUAAUUGAAUUGAAAUGGAAACCCAGUGACAAUGAAGGCUCACAUGUGACGAAGUAUAUGGUGGAGUGUCAGCAGGUCGGCCAGAAUGUGUGGAAGAAGGUUUAGGAUGGUUCAGCUGACCGCUUGUCCUUUAAAGAUAGAAAUGUUGCCCAAGGCAAGAAAUACUUCUAGCGAAUCUACACGGAGGGUAUCAGUGAGGCUUUGGAGACAGAAAACAUCAUGGAAGAAGCAACUGCACAAUCUUCCCUGGUCAACCAGGUCCUCCCAAGGUGA
Messenger RNA from Paramisgurnus dabryanus, 609 nucleotides. The record is from RefSeq and is a predicted model, not a curated record. Lineage: Eukaryota; Metazoa; Chordata; Actinopteri; Cypriniformes; Cobitidae.